This is a messenger RNA of Nelumbo nucifera (sacred lotus), 3208 nucleotides long. Lineage: Eukaryota; Viridiplantae; Streptophyta; Magnoliopsida; Proteales; Nelumbonaceae. The record is from RefSeq and is a predicted model, not a curated record.
UUUAAUUUUGGGAAAAGAGAUUGUUCUAAGGGUUGAGCACUGACGGAAGAUGAACGUAGAAGAAACAAGACCAUGAUCAACCAAGGAAACAUUAGUUAUCACAGAAUUCCCAACCGAAACCGAUUUCAAUCAAUGCAAGGCUCGUUAGAGCAUUAGGAAUAUCUCAAGUACAGAGAUAUUCCCAAUGUAAGGCUGCAAAGACUGUUGGUGUUCGAACGGAUUUUCACGAUUGCAAAGCCCGUUCGAACAGCCAUUAUAGUCUUGUAUUGGAAUAUCUCCCCAUAAAAUAAAGCUCAGAAGUGGUUUGCACUCAAUAGAAUAGUGUAGUUUUCUUCCAGUUUCUUCUCGUUUCCACCCAAACUUGAAACUUCCACCAAACUGUAGAAAUGCUCGGACUUCUUUCUCCCAAAUUACCAUCCGUCUCCCAUCCAAGCCUUGCUGAUGCCAGGAAACCUCUAACUGAAACGCUACAGAAGCGCCCUUUACUCUCCUCCUCUAAAAGGGGUGCAAAACGCACGGACAUCUCACGGAACCCUUUCGAUUGGAAUACCAGGUUUAGAGCUUAUAUCGACAAGAACCAACAUGAAGAAGUUUUGCUUCUUUAUCUUUCCAUGGUUACUGGAGGCGUUCCUCCUGAUGAGUUUACCUUCCCUUUGGUUCUCAAGGCCUGUUCUGCUCUGGAGAAGAUCAGAGAAGGGAAACAACUUCAUGCUCAUGUUGUUAAAAAUGGAUUUUUGUUCUCCGAGAAUGUUUUUGUCCAAAAUUCUAUCUUGCACAUGUAUGCUAGCUGUGGGUGUCUAGAGAUUGCCAGGCUGGCGUUCGAGAAAAUGACGCAAAGGACGCUGGUUUCUUGGAAUUCAUUGAUAUCCGGGUAUUCAAGGUUUGGAGGUUAUGGGUUCCAAGCCAUUUUGCUUUUCGUCCUUAUGCUUAAACAGGGAUUUGUUCCGGAUGAAUUUUGUUUCACUGUUUUACUUAGAGCUUGUGUUUCGGCUCUCGCAGUUGAAGAAGCCAUACAGGUCCACUCACAUAUUAUUAAGCUCAGGUUUGAAUCCAAUGUACUAAUUCAGAAUAGUCUGAUGGAUAUGUAUGUCAAAUUCGGUUUGGUAGAGGCUGCACUUCUACUCUUCAAUAGAAUGACUAAGAAGGACCUGGUUUCUUGGAAUUCCAUGAUUACUGGCUUAAUUAGAUCUGGUGAUCUUGUUUCUGCUGAGGUUCUGUUUAAUCAAAUGGAUGUUAAAAAUGUGGUAUCAUGGAACACAAUGAUCUCGGGUUAUGUGCAAAAUGGCCAGUGCAAUGAAGCACUUGUGUUGUUUCGGAAAAUGCAGCUUGAGGGAGUGAACCCAAAUUCCAUCACCGUGGUCAGUGCACUCUCAGCUUGUUCUGAUGUUGGAGCAUUGAGUUUGGGGAAGUGGAUUCAUUCCUAUUGUAAGAGAAAAGGAUUAAUUGGUUCUAAUGAAAUUGUUAGUGCCGCUCUGGUUAACAUGUAUGCGAAAUGUGGGGAUAUUGAAACUGCCCAUCAAGUUUUUGAGAGUAUGGUUACAAGAGAUAUUGUUUCGUGGGAUGUUAUGAUUGAAGGAUUUGCAUUGCAUGGACGAGGUGAAGAUGCAUUAAAGCUUUUCAGGAACAUGAUAAGGGAAGGGGUGAAACCAGAUGAAAUUACACUCAUUGGAGUGCUGAACGCUUGUAGUCACGCAGGUUUAGUAGAGGAAGGUUUGAUGCAUUUUCAAAAAAUGUGGGUUAAGUUUGGGGUUGAUCCCAAUCUAGAACAUUUUACUUGUGUCGUGGAUCUUCUUGGCCGGGCAGGGAGGUUAGGUGAGGCACUUCAAGUUAUAAAAGGAAUGAAUAUUGCUCCAGAUGCUGUUGUAUGGAGUGUAUUGCUUAAUGCUUGUAGGAUCCAUGGUAAUGUGCACCUUGCAGAGUUUGUGGCAAAGAAGAUAAUGGAAUUAGAUCCAGAAAGCUCUUUAAAUUAUGUUCUUCUUUCAAACAUUUAUGCCAGUAACAACAAAUGGGAAGAUGCUAGCAAAGUAAGGAUGAUCAUGAAAUGUAAUGAUAUUGAAAAGGAACCGGGAUGUAGUCUAAUUGAGAUAGGGGGUUUGAUAAAUGAGUUUCUAGCAGGUGAUUCUUCUCACCCACAGUAUAAACAGAUUUUUCAGAAGUUGGAGGAGUUAAAAAAGAAGAUCAAAAUGGCUGGUUAUGUGCCAGACAUGGAUAUGGUUUUGCGAGAAAUCAGGGAUGAAGAGAAGGAGAGCGCUCUUUAUCUCCAUAGUGAGAAACUGGCUGUUGCACUUGGGCUUAUCAACUCUCCUCCAGGAAUCCCAAUCAGGAUAGUGAAGAAUUUACGCAUAUGCAGGGAUUGCCAUUCUGCAAUCAAGCUUAUUGCCCAGAUUGAAGGCAGAGAAAUUGUUGUGAGAGAUAGGAACCGUUUCCAUCAUUUUAAGGAAGGGAAAUGCUCAUGUAGGGACUAUUGGUGAGUUCUUAGAUUAUAUUCUGCACUUUAUCAUAAUGUUGAGUCUAAGUAAGAGAAGAUAUUCUGAAUGCAGUUGCUAUUCAGUGGGGUGAUCAAACAACCCAUUAUAGAAUGUUAUUUACAACUAGGAUACCAUUUGUUGAUCAUUUGUAUGCUUCUGGUAAGGAAUUGGAGAUAAUCAAUUAGAGGAAGAAACGACAUUCAAGGGUCAUAAUAAUGCCAGCAGGACUAACAACCAGAGUCUAGUUGGAUAAAUUUGGACUCAGAUUCACCAACUUGAUUAUGAGUAAUUAGCUUGGGAUUCAACAUGAUGAAUUGGACAAAUCAAUGACUUUCAUGCAAAAUUUAUACAAGAGAUUUGGUAUACAUCAUAAUACGGGUCUCUUAAUUUCAUUUAUAUGAGAUUCCGUUGAUUCAGAUAAAAGCAUACCAUGACAAAAAGUUCGAAAUGGUCAUCACAGUUAUAGAAAGUUCUUUUUGAGCUUCUUAAACUUGGCUUGUUGGAGGUGUUGUAUUUGGAUGACCUCUGUUCUCCAGCUUCUUGAGAAGUUGUUUCCAUGACACCACAACUUAUGUAUCAUUCUUCUUCCAUAUCUUGAAAGUUAGAAGUUCUUCAUUUGGAAAUUUUUGGGAAUUUUGAUGUGAAAUUAACUAUGCUUCUUUCAGUUCGUGAAGGUUCUUUUUCCCUUUGUACUCAAAGCAUGGGCGUGUUCAACAAAUGUAGCAUGCUAACUAAAUCUA